UCUCUGUGUGUGUGUGUGUUUUUUUUUUUGUAAAUUCCACACUUUAUUGGAAGAACUGUAAUCUAAGUGACAGAAAUGUUGGAUUCUUAUCAGCAGCUUGUUGCUGGUCCUCUUUACCAAGAGUCACUCGAGAAUCUUCAGGCUGAUAUUCAGCAUGCCAAUGCACUGGCAGCUUCCAUUCCAAGAGGCAAGGGUGGUGCGUGUUUUCAAAUGAAAUUGGUUUACAAUCACUUGGCGCCUAUUUUACUGUUUUUUCUUCAAUGGAUUGAUUGCUCAUGUACAUGUCUACUUUCAAGUUAUUUAAACCUUUUUCACGUAGUUGUAUUUAAGGUUUACUCAGAUGGGAGGCCAAAUAUCUCCUCAUGUGGAAGGAAAGCUACCAUUAGAGACUUCUAUUCUGUUAUAUUACCAUCUCUUCAGCGUCUCCAUUGUGACCCUGACAAAUUGGAAACUACUCAAGAGGAAGUCAAUGGCUUAGAGAUGGUAGUCAGAAAGAAAUUAGAGGAUAAGAAGCUUUCAGAUGUGGACUUGGAGAGAGAAGACGAGUGUGGGAUCUGCUUGGAGCCUUGCACCAAAAUGGUUUUGCCAAACUGCUGUCAUUCCAUGUGCAUCAAUUGCUACCGGGACUGGAACACCAGGUCAGAGUCUUGCCCAUUCUGCCGGGGAACUUUAAAGAAAGUGAACUCAGGGGACUUAUGGGUUCUGACAUGCAGUAAUGAUGUGGUAGACACUCAAACUGUGUUGAGGGAUGAUAUAUUGCGCUUCUAUCUUUUUAUAAACAGCCUGCCUAAGGAUAUCCCAGAUGCUCUGUUUUUUAUGUACUACGAAUACUUAUUUUAAUCUGAUAGGCAAGAAGAAUGAUGUACAGAAAGAGGAAAAUGCCAAGCAGUGGCUGCACAUAGUCUGCUGAGGUUUUCACGUGGAAAAUUUUACUCCAUUUUUUAAAAGAAUAAUGUAUAUGCUGUGUAAGUGACCCAAUUGUUAAUAUUGAAAUGCACUUCCUCCUUGUA
Molecule: messenger RNA, 1010 nt
Organism: Quercus robur (English oak)
Lineage: Eukaryota; Viridiplantae; Streptophyta; Magnoliopsida; Fagales; Fagaceae
Product: E3 ubiquitin-protein ligase AIRP2-like
Exons: 5
Coding region: 76-840 (254 amino acids)
Biological process (GO): protein ubiquitination
Molecular function (GO): ubiquitin protein ligase activity
Source: RefSeq, a predicted model, not a curated record